Phycomyces blakesleeanus NRRL 1555(-) is the source of this 243-nucleotide messenger RNA. RefSeq lists its product as hypothetical. Gene Ontology annotation, molecular function: 2,4-dienoyl-CoA reductase (NADPH) activity. The coding region runs from base 1 to 243 and encodes 80 amino acids. NCBI's taxonomy places the organism in Eukaryota, Fungi, Mucoromycota, Mucoromycetes, Mucorales, Phycomycetaceae. The record is from RefSeq and is a predicted model, not a curated record. Gene Ontology annotation, biological process: fatty acid catabolic process. The transcript has 3 exons.
AUGGAAGCCGUAGAUACAAAUGAAAUAUUCAAACACAAUAUUUUUCCAAGAAAGGUUUUCCUUUGUUCCGGUGGUGGAAGUGGUAUCUUUCGCGGAAUGACAGAAGCUAUGGUUCGCCAUGGCGCAAAGGCUGUAAUCAUCAGUAGAAGCAAGGAUAAGCUAGAAAAACCAGCCAAGGAGAUAAGUGAGAUGACUGGUGGCCAUGUUUUUGCAGUAGCUGCGGACGUUCGCAAUCCUGCAUAG